AUGUCAGCCAACGCCAAGAAGGACGAAGAUCGCAAUUAUGAGCUUGAAAAUGAAGUGCUCAGGAGGCGAAUACAGACCCUGGACAAGCUCCUUGAAGUGGAACUGGAGCUGCGGGAGAAGAGUGAGCGUGCAUCUGCUGGGCUUAGAAAGCAAAUAGAGGACCUCAAUGAGUUAUUCAGAGAACAAGAUAAGCUUCUCUUCUCAAGUGUCGGAAAUCUGAGUCAAAAAAUUUCAGAGGCAAAAACACAUUAUCAACAGCUCAUCCAAAACCUACAGCAGCAACUGCAGGCUGCAGAACGUGAUGUAGCUAUAGCUGAGGAGGACGUCUCAACGACACGCUCUACAAAGGAAAAGGAAUUACAGAAAGCCAAACAAAACCUCCAGCAGCUGGAAGGAGAUAUUGAGAGAAUGACUUUCCAAUUUGCCGAUCUCCUGAACGAUACGGCAGAAAAAUUGGUGGAAAGGAUCUCAAUGUCGCAGGGUAGUUGGGCAGCUGAGCAGAAGCGAAAACCUUUGGAGCUCCGCAUGCAGGAAGAAACUCCAAUGGACCUGGGUAGCUUUCCUAUACGAUCUGGGUCAGGUGUUGAGAAAUCCUAG
Eimeria necatrix is the source of this 597-nucleotide messenger RNA. RefSeq lists its product as hypothetical. The transcript has 4 exons. Bases 1 to 597 code for a protein of 198 amino acids. The record is from RefSeq and is a predicted model, not a curated record. NCBI's taxonomy places the organism in Eukaryota, Apicomplexa, Conoidasida, Eucoccidiorida, Eimeriidae.